Galendromus occidentalis (western predatory mite) is the source of this 1331-nucleotide messenger RNA. It is a transcript of the gene Ing5, whose product is annotated as inhibitor of growth protein 5. NCBI's taxonomy places the organism in Eukaryota, Metazoa, Arthropoda, Arachnida, Mesostigmata, Phytoseiidae. The coding region runs from base 293 to 994 and encodes 233 amino acids. Gene Ontology annotation, biological process: regulation of DNA-templated transcription. The record is from RefSeq and is a predicted model, not a curated record. The transcript is spliced from 5 exons. Gene Ontology annotation, cellular component: nucleus.
AAGUGAGACCUACGACGACGACCACUACCCUUGAUCGUUUCAUUCGAAAACAAUCCGCCAGAGCUCGGGCGGGUUGUUGAGCUCGGUGACGGUGUACGCAGUCCAUACUUGAGAGUAGUCGGCGGAGUCGUCUUCUCGGAAGAAGUCGUUUGGACAGAUCGGAUAUCCGUGGGGAAAUUCUCGGAUCUGUUCAUCGGUGCCGCGAUUGGGAACAGCCAGCAAGCGGUGCUGUUCUGGUUUGCUUCCUCUGAGGCUGUCGACCUGUUCCUGAAACUUCUUCGGGAGCAGCAACAUGUAUCUGGAGACGUAUUUAGACACUUUGGAGUCUCUGCCGCAAGAUCUCCAUAGGAGUUUCAUUCUCAUGAGAGAUCUCGAUGGAAAAGUCCAAGAUAUCCUCAAAGGAAUCGAUAAGGAAUCUCACAACUACAUGGAUAAUACGGCGAAAUUGUCGCCAUCAAAGCGUCGCGAAGCUACCGACAAGAUCACGAAGAUGUAUGCGAAAGCAAAAGAGCUCGCCGAUGACAAAGUUCAGCUGGCCAUGUCGACAUACGAAACGGUGGACAAGCACAUUCGACGACUCGAUACGGAACUGGCGCGCUUCGAAAACGAGCUAAAGGAGAAGCUCUUGUCGAAAAAUGGUGCACCUACCAUCAAAGGAGACAAACGCAAACGUGACCGCAAGAAGGACGCACCUAAACAGCGCAAGAAAGGAAAGAACGUGCACAACAUCAUAGAACCGGAUCCUAUGCUUCUUCCGUCGCUCCAGAGCAUAACGAACAGCGGCGACGUCAUGGAUAUGCCCGUUGACCCCAACGAGCCAACAUACUGCUUAUGCCACCAGGUCUCCUACGGAGAAAUGAUCGGAUGCGAUAACCUAGAGUGUCCAAUCGAAUGGUUUCACUUCGUCUGCGUGGAUCUGAAAACGAAACCCAAGGGCAAGUGGUUUUGUCCGAAGUGUGGUCCACCAGCGACGACAGAGAAGAAGAAGAAGUGAUGGGUGACCCUCCCGGGAGGAGUGACGAAACGCACGACGAGAUGAUCUCAAAUCAUUGAUUCCGAAAUUCUCGAGACGAAUUCCAUCGUUCCAAGAUCCUCUUGAUGGUCCUCCUCUCAUGCCUCCCAGUGGGGAAAUCGCCGAACUCGGAAGAGUGGAAGCCUCUCGGCGAUCGAUAUGAUUCGGUGUGAGACAUUUCAUUACUGAUUUAUCCUUUACAAAGCAUCCAGGGAAUCGUCGUGGAAUGGCUCGUCGGAUACGCUAUCGAUGCAUAUUGUUAUCAUUUGUCUAUGAAUAUCAUCUCGAUUGAGAUGGGGUAAUAAACAUGUACAGUGAU